AGACAGAAGCAACUGACUGAUAAAGUUGAAUAAAUUAAACUUUUAAAGAAGAAACACAACUACUGGACACACUUAAGAAGAGGAAAGGACAAGCUUUGGUAGUCCUAAAACUUUUUUUUUCUUUUCUCUAAACAAGCAAACCGGAACAAAGGACUCGCCGAUUCAAAUACUGCUUUGAGGAGAAACGCGUUUUUCACAACAACCUACACUUCCUGCGUAGCGAGCUUUAUGUAUUUGGAUUUAACGUUUCUAUCCCGCCGCCCUACUAUGGUCAUUAUGGAGGUCCCCACCAUCGACUGUGCGUCCCUGCGUGGUUUGUUGGAGGGCGCCUGCCCGGGCUGCCUGGUGCUGGACUGCCGAUCCUUCCUGUCCUUCAACUCGUCCCACAUAUCGGGCUCCACCAACGUGCGCUUCAGCACCAUAGUGCGCAGGAGAGCCAGGGGGGGUCUGGGACUUGAGCACAUUGUCCCCAAUGGGGACGCCAGGAACCGGCUCCUGUCCGGGGAGUACCAGUGUGUUGUUCUUCUGGACGACCGCAGUUUGGACUUAAGCCAGGCGAAGAAAGACGGCACGUUGAUGCUGGCUGUCACGGCCCUACGCCGCGACCCCUGUGGAGCCAGGGUUUUAAUUCUCAAAGGCGGUUUUGAGAAAUUUUCUACAGAGUAUCCAGAGGCUUGCAACAAACCCUCCCCCCCACAAGGGCUCUGUUUGCCCCUGAGCUCCAGUCAUCCUGGGAGUGCAGACCCGAGCUGUAGUCCAUGCAAUACUCCUCUAUAUGACCAGGGUGGUCCUGUGGAGAUCUUGCCUUUCCUGUACCUUGGCAGUGCUUACCAUGCUUCAAGAAAAGACAUGCUGGACGUAUUGGGGAUCACCGCUCUGAUCAAUGUCUCCGCUAACUGCCCCAACCACUUUGUGGACUCCUUCGUCUACAAGAGCAUCCCAGUUGAGGACAACCACAAAGCAGAUAUCAGCUCAUGGUUCAACGAGGCUAUCGAGUUUAUUGACUCGGUAAGGAAUAAAGGAGGACGUGUGUUCGUGCACUGUCAAGCAGGCAUCUCCCGCUCUGCCACCAUUUGCCUUGCAUAUCUCAUGCGGACCAACCGUGUGAAGCUGGACGAGGCCUUUGAGUUUGUCAAGCAGCGCCGCAGCAUCAUCUCUCCAAACUUCAGCUUCAUGGGUCAGCUCCUCCAAUUUGAGUCGCAGGUCCUGGCCUCGUCCACCUGCUCCUCAGAGGCGGCAAGUCCAGCCAUCGGCAACAGCAGCACAGUCUUCAAUUUCCCAGUCUCCAUCCCUGUACACAAGUCAGCUGGGCAGCUCUCCUUCCUCCACAGUCCCAUCACCACCUCUCCCAGUUGCUGAGGAAGCACAGACUUGUUUUGAACUGCAUCACGCUAGUGACUCUUGAAACACACAAACAAUCAUGAUUCUAAACCAUUUUAUGGUGAUACUGGUAUCACUGAACAGAAUGGCGGAAUAGUAUUUGGGGUCGGUUCCUCUGACUGUGAUAGCCUCAUCAUUUCAAAGGACGAUACAACUACCAUCAGGCAGUAUUCAUGUUGUACCUCCUAAAUGUGAAAGACAUCCAAAGUUUAAUCUAGAUGACUUUGGAAAUGGCUGAAAAGGUGUUUGAGAUUAUUCCUGAAGAGGAAGUAAGAAGUAUCUGAAUAUUCUUUAUUCAAAAGAUCGAUUUUAUUUUUUUAUGAAGGAAACUGCUUUUGAUAAUCAAAAUGUAAGCAAACAAAAUGGAGAGGGCUACAAUUUGUCUCAGGAAAUCUCUCAAAUGUCCAUUUGACUUUCUGUACUGCUUAAAGAAAGUAAUGUAACCCAAAGCCCAACAUGGCAAUGGAAGUUACUCCUUCAUUUGACGAACAAUGAAUGUAUCCCCCCCCCCCCCUCAUGAAUCUUCAUGCUCAGUUUGAGGAAUGGUUGCCAAUCCAAAUGCAAAUACCUGCCUUUCAAGACUUCAUGAAACUUUGACGACCCUGACACAUUAGGGGAAA
This is a messenger RNA of Notothenia coriiceps (black rockcod), 2000 nucleotides long. RefSeq names its product dual specificity phosphatase 1 (gene dusp1). The record is from RefSeq and is a predicted model, not a curated record. Lineage: Eukaryota; Metazoa; Chordata; Actinopteri; Perciformes; Nototheniidae. The transcript has 5 exons. Gene Ontology annotation, cellular component: cytoplasm; nucleus. Gene Ontology annotation, biological process: negative regulation of p38MAPK cascade; protein dephosphorylation; endoderm formation. Gene Ontology annotation, molecular function: MAP kinase tyrosine/serine/threonine phosphatase activity. Bases 229 to 1359 code for a protein of 376 amino acids.